This is a messenger RNA of Didymodactylos carnosus, 1713 nucleotides long. The record is from the annotation of a GenBank genome assembly. NCBI's taxonomy places the organism in Eukaryota, Metazoa, Rotifera, Eurotatoria, Philodinida, Philodinidae.
CUCGAGGACAUCGAGGGAGACAAACUAGCUGACAACAAAUACUGUAUCCCGUAAUACAAGGACAAUUGUUAAUGCUAUUCGAAGUGGAUCGGAGAAGCUGUACGAUCAUACAAAUUCGAUGACAGCAUUGCUGCUUGCAAUCAUAGUGAUUAAAGUGUUUAAACAGUGAUCUAUACCACAGAUUUAAUCAAGUGUAGUUUGAACCAGAGAGGAAGCGGAUCAAACUUAUUUGAUCCGAACGCCGCUCCGAACGUUUUGUGACCCGAUGCAUCAUGCGUCGCAUAGACAUGUGUUUUUAGUUUGCUUCUUUUAUCGAGUAAAUUUUUCUUUUCACUCAUUGUUUCUUUACAUAAAUCGAAGAAAUGCUCUCGUGAUUCAUUCGGAGGCAAUAAGUGUUGCUGAUUUUAUAUAUAUCAAAGGCUCAUCGACACUUCUGAAACAGGGGUCUCUGGGAAAACAAAAUUCCGCAUCCAAACUUUUCUCCCCUUUAAUGAACUUUAUUUAGAAUAUUUUCCCAGUUUCUCCUCUUUGCCCAAAGAAAACCUAAACUACUGUACAUCAUUCGAUAGAGAAUUUCGCAGGCUACAAAAUGAUUUAUAUAAGAUUGAGAACAAAUGGGGCGUAGAUGUCCUAACACGAGAAAUACUAGCUCCCACCUCCACAAAUCCAUAGGUCAGCAGCGUUUAUCGCUUGUAUUGUCCAACCAGUUUAUUGUUAACCACGUCACUUUAUAUAUCAUUCGAUAGAGAAUUUCGCAGGCUACAAAAUGAUAUAUUUAAUAUUGAGAGCAAAUCGGGCUCGGCUGUCUUAACGCUAGAAAUAGGUUUUGGCUGCGCGCAUAUCAUUGUUUGGACAUGAUAUAUUUGAUUGUUUUGAUUUAAAUUGUUUGGGAAGAUAUGUCUCAUCGUUUUGACUUGCAUUGUGUUGAACAAAGAUAUUUUGUGAAUUUUCAAAACAGAAUGUGUUCUCUCUCGUCUGUACGAAUAUCUAUGUAAAUGUGGUUCGAAUGCUUUUGGUUGUUGGAGUAGUUUGGAAUAAAAGUGAUUAUAGUUAACAGAGAUUUGCACAGUUUACUUGUAUAAUGGAUCGUUGUUCGUGUUGCGGAGCUCGUUUAUUUAGAGCGUCUAGUUUUGGACGAUUAGCAUCACCGGUGUUUCGUAUGUUUGUAUCGAUACGUGUAUUGAAAACGCUUCCCUCGCAUACGAAAGUUUGUAAUAAAUGUCGUCAGUCAUAUGCGUAUUGGAAAAGAUGUAAUCCGGAAUUUACAAAUAUUUUCGAUCGGAUCGAAGAAGAGUUUGUUGAAAAUGGUGAAUCAGAGGAUGAUCAGGUAGAAGAUAUGGAUACCAAUGUUUGCUCUGCGGUAAGAAAUUCAUCAGACAAAGAAUGUCAAACUAUAGAACAGGAUGAUGGAGCGCCGAGUAUUACGUUGCCACUUAAUUGUACAGUUUGCUCUCAUAAGUAAGUAAAUGGUCUGAACUAACUGACCGCAACAACAUCAUUUAUUUUGAAUAUACUUGAUUCCAUUGUUUCCAGAACGUGUUGUAUUUGUCGGGCUCAUAUUGAUGGUUCGUCAAAGACCGUAGCAGUUUUUUAGCUGAUACAACAACACAAUUUGUCUCAAACUUCUCAAUGCGAAAAUAUUGAUGGAACGUCACUCUUUUCGACAUUCCCAUUGUUAUCCGAAGAAGAGAUAGGAGAUAUAACUUUAGGUAA